CCAUCCUCUCCUCUUUCCCAUUCCUCUAUCACUCUCUCUGCUUGUUGAGUACUACUAGCCCUAUUCUUGAUUUAUCCUGAUUUUAAGCAAGUCCAUUCCAAGCCCAAAAGUUUCCUUUUUCUCCUCUUAAAAAAAAUAAUAUAUUUUGCAUUUUGCACCCAGAAAAAAAAAGAAAAAAAAAAAGAAAAGGACCUUUGCCCCUCUCUCUCUCUCUCUCUUUCUCUCUCUCAAACUUAUUGUUAUUGUUAUUAUUAUGUCAUGUACAGAAAGCUGGGUUUGCAGUUUAUCAUCUGCAGAGCUAAGAAAGAGAGGGAGGAAGAGAGCAAGAGAAGUAAAUUGAAAAGGGCUAUGUGGGUUGUGUUUCAUUUCAGCUGUUGAUCAAGAAUAAAACCCUAACUAUGGUGAAAGUGUGUUUCUUUUGAUCUUAAUUUCCUAAAAUAGGCGAUUGUUGUAGUUUCAGAUCUGGGUCAAUUCAAAAAGAAAGGAGGAGUGAUCCUGGCCUUGUUCCAUUAAUCCUAAUAGGAAUGACAAAGGAAGAAAGAGGAAACACUGAGAGAGACUGACAGAAGAGAGUGAGCACACGCAGGCAAUUGUAUGGAAGCCAUACCACUGCAGGUGCGUGCUCACCUCUCUUUCUGUCAGCUUCCAUUUGCAAGUGUUUCCUUGCUCACUCUCUAUUCCUCUACAAAUACUAGUGCUAAACCUUUCUUCUUAGUUGCAUCGAGUAUUAUCUUGUUCUUGUACUUUAUCCAUCACUACAAAGAUUUGAUCUUUAUCACUCUACAGAUGUCUUUCAGUAGUGUACUCUUUUCAGCUUCUCAAUAGUUAAAAAAAAGUAAAAUUUAACAAGAGCUGCAGCCUGCGGGACUUGACACAUCAUCUUCUUCCUUCUUUCUGCUGCUGCUUUUUACUUCUCAUCCAUCUCUCUUGUCAUAUCACUUCUUUUAUUAUUAUUAUUGUUGUCAUGACAUCUUUCUUUCUCUUCAGGAACUGAAAUAUAAUAACUAUUAUUGCUACGUUGCUGGCGAGUUCAUCAAAGCAGUAGAGAAGUAUGUUCUUGAAGCAAAGUGCAGCUUUGUUUUAUUAUCUCGUGGACUUGGAUUUUGGUAUCUAAUAAGGAAAAAAAUUGGGGGACCUUGUAAAAUGGGUCAUUGUAAAUUGUACCAAAUAUGGCAAAAAUUUCUUGUUUCCUUUUAUGGGCAGAUAUGCACUAUUCUAUCGCUAAAAAGGAAGCUUUUCGAGGGAAUUUCCAUGUUCUCAGGUUUUUGGUGGCCAAGGAACUCCUUCUCUUUGCUCUAUUCAGGAACAUGACUGGAGAAGAAAUUGUGAGCAUGAUUUCAAAUGGUGAAACAGCUGUGACUGAAGAAGUUUCAGAUUCAAACAGCAGCACUUAUCCAGCCCUGGCAAGCAAACGUGUGAUGCAUGGUAGCAAUAUCUGCACUUCGAGAUUUAGAGGUGUUGUACCACAUCAAAAUGGGCACUGGGGCUGUCAAAUAUAUGCCAAUCACCAGCGCAUUUGGCUUGGAACUUUCAAGUCUGAGAAGGAGGCAGCAAUGGCUUAUGACAGCGCAGCACUGAAGCUUCGGAGUGGAGAUUGUCGCAGAAAUUUUCCAAUAACUAAUAUCAGUGUUGAAGAGCCAAAGUUCCAGAGUUAUUAUAGUACUGAAGCAGUUCUGAAAAUGAUUAAGGAUGGUACGUACCAAUCCAAGCUUGCCUAUUUCUCAAGUACUAGUUCCCAAAGUGUGGAAACUGAACUUAGCAUUAAGCUUACAAAGACGCAACGCAAUAGAAGUCUAAUGUGCAAGGAACUAUUUCAGAAGGAGCUUACACCGAGCGAUGUUGGCAAGCUUAAUAGACUUGUCAUCCCAAAGAGAUUUGCCAUCAAGUUCUUCUCACAUAUUUCAGAAAGCGUUGAACAAAAUAUUGGCGGCAACAAGGCAAAUGAUGGACAGUUGGCUUUCUACGACAAGGCAAUGAAGCUGUGGAAAUUUCGGUAUUGUUAUUGGAAGAGCAGUCAGAGUUAUGUCUUCACAAGGGGCUGGAAUCGGUUUGUAAAAGAAAAGCAGUUGAAGGCUAAUGACACUAUUGCUUUUUGCUUAUGCGAAUGUAGGGAAAAUGCUGAACUUACCGACUCGUACUACAUGAUUGAUGUGAAAAAUGAAGGCGACAGCAGUAGCUUGCUGGAGUCUGGCAGCCAAAGUGAGACGACAAAAAUGCAGGUGCAUCUUCACCUUGGACAAACCACUGCUUGUCAUUACAACAAGAAUAAAGUUGAAGGAGAGGGAUUGAAGGAAGCCAGGCCUAGGCAUGACGGGGACAGAAAGAGCUUUAGACUCUUUGGAACUGAAAUAAUCUAAGGGAUGAACGUGAUCUUUUUCUCUCAAGCUUAUUUCAUUUGUCAUUCAUAACGUGGUACUAAAUAAUAGCUCAUUGUCAUUCAUAAAGUUUAAUAUAUAGUCAUCUGGCAAAUCAAGGCUGAAA
Ricinus communis (castor bean) is the source of this 2481-nucleotide messenger RNA. RefSeq names its product AP2/ERF and B3 domain-containing transcription factor At1g50680. Bases 1170 to 2357 code for a protein of 395 amino acids. The record is from RefSeq and is a predicted model, not a curated record. The transcript has 4 exons. Gene Ontology annotation, molecular function: DNA binding; DNA-binding transcription factor activity. Lineage: Eukaryota; Viridiplantae; Streptophyta; Magnoliopsida; Malpighiales; Euphorbiaceae. Gene Ontology annotation, biological process: regulation of DNA-templated transcription.